Pogonomyrmex barbatus (red harvester ant) is the source of this 2886-nucleotide messenger RNA. RefSeq names its product eukaryotic translation initiation factor 3 subunit C (gene eIF3c). Gene Ontology annotation, cellular component: eukaryotic translation initiation factor 3 complex. Gene Ontology annotation, molecular function: translation initiation factor binding; translation initiation factor activity; RNA binding. The record is from RefSeq and is a predicted model, not a curated record. Gene Ontology annotation, biological process: translational initiation. Lineage: Eukaryota; Metazoa; Arthropoda; Insecta; Hymenoptera; Formicidae.
GACCCUCCUUUCGGUGUCGCCGUAUUCUCUGAAGUGGGUGGUCUGGUGUUUAACCUCGCGACGUGCCCAAACUCACGAGGAAAAAUAUUGAGUAUUUGUCACCAUGAGUCGUUUCUUCGCAACUGGCUCGGAUUCUGAAUCCGAUAGUGCAUCUGAGGAAGAGCAGGUGCAAAGGGCACCAGCGACAGCUUUCACUUUUAGCGAUGAUGAAGAAGAAACGAAGCGUGUUGUACGCUCCACAAAGGAAAAGAGAUAUGAGGAGAUUGCAAAUCUUAUAAAACUCAUCAGGAAUUAUAAGAAGAUUAAGGAUAUGAGCAGCAUGUUGACUAGUUUCGAAGAUUUGAUGCGAGCUUAUCAGAAAGCUUUACCUGUAAUUACAAAAGAGGAACUUGGACAAACGCCACGAUUUUAUGUUAGAUGUCUGGUAGAAAUGGAAGACUUUAUUAACGAAGUAUGGGAAGAUCGUGAUGGACGCAAAAAUAUGUCUAAGAAUAAUUCCAAAUCGCUUUCGACAUUGCGGCAAAAACUACGGAAAUAUAACAAGGACUUUGAAGAGGACAUUGGCAAAUUCAGGGAGAAUCCCGAUCAAGAUGAUGAUGAAGAGGAAGAGAAAGCUGAAGAAGUUUUAGAAUCCGAAGAGGAAGAAGAUAGUGCUGUAGCUUUCAAGAAGGCUGGAUCUGAAGCAAGUGAACCCGAUGUGUCCAAGUUCCAGAAAGCCACAACUGAUGGUGAAGAGGGUAGUGAGAGCGAAUCUGACUGGGGUAGUGAUUCAGACAGUGAGAGCACAAGUAGUGAUGAUGAAGGCCAAUAUCAAAACAUUCGUGAACGUUUUAUUAAAAAAGCUACAGCUCAAGAAGAAGAUGAGGAUAAAGCAAAGAGGAAAGAACAACGCAAAGAACGCAAAGAAAAGGAGCGAAAGAAGAAACGUGACGAAGACGAUGGCGAAGGAGAAUGGGAAACCGUCAAAGGCGGCGUGGCUAUUCCCUCCGAGAAGCCGAAGAUGUUCGCCAAAGACGCAGAAAUCAAUAUCAGUGCUGUGCUAAAGAAGCUCUCUGAGAUAAUUGCAGCUCGUGGUAAAAAGCGCACGGACAGACGCGAGCAAAUAGAACUUUUACACGAGUUGCAACUAAUAGCCGACGCGCAUAAUUUAGGCCCAGCUGUGGCCGUUAAGAUUAAAUUUUCCAUUGUAUCUUCCAUAUUUGAUUACAAUCCGAAGGUUUCUGAUGCUAUGAAACCGGAGUAUUGGUCUAAAAUACUGGAGCGUAUUACUGAAAUGCUGGACAUGCUGUUAAGCAACUUAGAUAUGGUAAUAGCGGAAACAAUAGCAGAAGAAAUGGAGGAGUUCGAAACAACACCAUACAAAAUACACGGUUGUGUAUUGACAUUGGUAGAACGUCUCGAUGAGGAAUUCACAAAGUUGCUGAAGGAAUGCGAUCCACACAGUAACGAAUACGUGGAAAGAUUGAAAGAUGAGAAGCAAGUUGCUGCCAUAAUUGAUAAAGUGCAAGAAUACUUGGAGAGACAAGGAACCGUAUCUGAACUUUGUCGCGUGUAUUUGCGUAAAAUUGAGCACUUGUAUUAUAAAUUCGACUCAAAUGUUCUCAAGCAAAAGGAGGGUGAAUUGGGAUCAGAUGCAAUCACAUCCGUGCAAGUUAUGGAGAAAUUAUGCAAAUACGUGUAUGCCCACGAUAACACCGAUCGAUUAAGAACUCGCGCGAUUCUUUCGCACAUUUAUCACCAUGCUCUUCACGAUAACUGGUUCCAAGCUCGCGAUUUAAUCUUGAUGUCGCAUCUCCAGGAAACUAUUCAACAUUCUGAUCCAGCAACACAGAUUUUAUAUAAUCGUACGAUAGCCCAUUUAGGAUUAUGUGCAUUCCGUCAUGCAAAUAUUAAAGAUGCGCACAACUGCUUGGUAGAUUUAAUGGUAACAGGCAAAGUGAAGGAACUUUUGGCACAAGGUUUGCUUCCGCAACGGCAACAUGAGCGUAGCAAGGAGCAAGAAAAGAUUGAAAAACAAAGACAAAUGCCUUUCCACAUGCAUAUUAAUUUGGAACUUUUGGAAUGUGUGUAUCUUGUUUCAGCAAUGCUUAUCGAAAUUCCGUAUAUGGCUGCGCACGAAUUUGACGCGAGACGAAGAAUGAUCUCAAAGACAUUCUAUCAACAAUUGAGAUCUAGCGAACGUCAAUCAUUAGUUGGACCUCCAGAAUCUAUGAGAGAACAUGUUGUUGCUGCCGCGAAAGCAAUGCGUAAUGGGAAUUGGUCCGCUUGUAACAAUUAUAUUAUAAACGAAAAGAUGAAUGCAAAGGUUUGGGAUCUUUUCCAUCAAGCGGAUAAAGUACGAGCUAUGUUAACGCGAUUAAUCAAGGAAGAGGCAUUAAGGACUUAUCUAUUUACAUACUCGCAUGUAUAUGAUUCGAUCUCAAUGCCUAAACUUGCUGACAUGUUCCAACUAAAGCGACCAAUAGUUCAUUCGAUUAUUAGUAAAAUGAUCAUUAACGAAGAACUUAUGGCAUCUUUGGACGAUCCAACUGGAACUGUAGUUAUGCAUCGCAGCGAACCGAGCCGUCUUCAAUCGCUGGCUCUGCAAUUGACGGAUAAAGUAAACAAUUUUGUAGAUUCGAACGAGCGCAUCUUCGAAAUGAAGCAAGGUAACUUCUUUUCAAGAGGAAAUCAAGGCAAUUUCCGUGAUCGUCAGAAUUAUAAUCGACAAGGACAAGAUUGGGGCCGGCAGAGGCGCGAUCGCGAUCGCGAUCGUGAUCGUAAUCGAGAGGAGAAUCGCAAUUAUUAAUCGCAUAAUAAUACAAAGCAAAAUAAGAUUUGGAUGUCAAAUCAUUGUAACAUUUAAAUCUCCAUGCAUAAAUAAUACUGAUGACAUAAAGACAGCAA